AUGGAGAAGGACAAAGCUUUCAAGAUCAAUGUUCAACUUGGGUACACGCUUAUUGAUCGGGUAACGGGCCUUGAACGUUACUACUAUCCUGCAUUGAAACGAUAG
Messenger RNA from Phytophthora nicotianae INRA-310, 105 nucleotides. RefSeq lists its product as hypothetical. The record is from RefSeq and is a predicted model, not a curated record. The transcript is spliced from 2 exons. Bases 1 to 105 code for a protein of 34 amino acids. Lineage: Eukaryota; Oomycota; Peronosporomycetes; Peronosporales; Peronosporaceae.